UCCUCUACAGUAGAGUAUAUAUAAGAGCUCAGAUACAGACAUCUCAAAGUCGUCGAUCAUACAACAGUGAAUUAACAUCAUAAAAAUGAUGAAGGCCUGGUUUGUUCUGUUACUGCUGUUGCCUAUCUGCACGGGUGGCAAUCUUGACAACAUACACUUCACACAGUCAUUCAUUGAACAUCGUCUUAUAUCAGCUGACUAUUAUAUUGAAUGCUAUGGGGAGGAUUUUCUGAUGGUGAGGAACAUGGUUCUUCAGUGCAGAAGUAAAGUUCCUCAAGCCUGUUACACCAGAGAAACUGGAGAGAAAGGCUGUGUAAGCUUGGAUUUCUGUGAAAGCAAAGGCUGGAAAUGUUGCCAAGAGCACCACUGCAAUGCUUAAAGUUUACAUCAGUGAAAAAGCUGCUAAAGACCACGUGUUAUGUCUCGAUUGCCACUUUUAAAUCUUUUAGUUUGAUUUAAAUGAAAGAUUUGAUUUCUCUAUCUGAUCAGCUUGUGAUAUAAAGGAUGUGUUAUCUUUAAUACAACUGCAGAAAUGGA
This is a messenger RNA of Paramisgurnus dabryanus, 537 nucleotides long. RefSeq lists its product as uncharacterized. The record is from RefSeq and is a predicted model, not a curated record. Lineage: Eukaryota; Metazoa; Chordata; Actinopteri; Cypriniformes; Cobitidae.